Messenger RNA from Equus quagga, 6419 nucleotides. It is a transcript of the gene CCND2, whose product is annotated as cyclin D2. Bases 288 to 1157 code for a protein of 289 amino acids. The transcript is spliced from 5 exons. Gene Ontology annotation, cellular component: nucleus; cyclin-dependent protein kinase holoenzyme complex; cytoplasm. Gene Ontology annotation, biological process: regulation of cyclin-dependent protein serine/threonine kinase activity; mitotic cell cycle phase transition; positive regulation of G1/S transition of mitotic cell cycle. The record is from RefSeq and is a predicted model, not a curated record. Lineage: Eukaryota; Metazoa; Chordata; Mammalia; Perissodactyla; Equidae. Gene Ontology annotation, molecular function: cyclin-dependent protein serine/threonine kinase regulator activity.
CGUCACUGCCUCGCAGAGCAGAGAAGAGCGAGCUGGGGAGAGCGAGACCAGUUUGAAGGGGAGGGCAGGCAGAGUCAGCAGCCCCCGAGGCGCUCUCUCCCACUGCCCAUCCCUUUCCUCUCUUCUCCUCCUGCUUCUCUCUCUGCCCUUAACUCUUCCCCGAAAACUCCCUAUUUAGCCAAAGGAAGGAGGUAAGGGGAACACUCUCCCCUCCCCCCUCCAAAAAAAUAAAACAAAACUUUUCCAGUCCGGAGAAAGCAGGGGAACGAGUGGGCACCGGGCUGGCCAUGGAGCUGCUGUGCUGCGAGGUGGACCCGGUCCGCAGGGCUGUGCCGGACGCCAACCUGCUCUACGACGACCGCGUUUUGCAGAAUUUGCUCACCAUCGAGGAGCGCUACCUUCCCCAGUGCUCCUACUUCAAAUGCGUGCAGAAGGACAUCCAGCCCUAUAUGCGCAGGAUGGUGGCCACCUGGAUGCUGGAGGUCUGUGAGGAGCAGAAGUGUGAAGAGGAAGUCUUCCCUUUGGCCAUGAAUUACCUGGACCGCUUCUUGGCAGGGGUCCCGACUCCUAAGACCCAUCUGCAGCUUCUGGGUGCUGUCUGCAUGUUCCUAGCCUCCAAGCUCAAGGAGACCAUUCCCCUGACGGCAGAAAAGUUGUGCAUUUACACCGACAACUCCAUCAAGCCUCAGGAGCUGCUGGAGUGGGAGCUGGUGGUGCUGGGGAAGUUGAAGUGGAACCUGGCAGCCGUCACCCCUCACGACUUCAUCGAGCACAUCCUCCGCAAGCUGCCCCAGCCGAAUGACAAGUUGCCUUUGAUCCGCAAGCACGCACAGACCUUCAUUGCUCUGUGUGCCACUGACUUUAAGUUCGCCAUGUACCCGCCAUCGAUGAUCGCAACUGGAAGUGUGGGAGCUGCCAUCUGUGGGCUCCAGCAGGAUGAGGAUGUGAGCUCGCUGACUGGUGAUGCCCUGGUAGACCUGCUGGCCAAGAUCACCAACACAGACGUGGAUUGCCUCAAAGCCUGCCAGGAGCAGAUUGAGGUGGUGCUGCUCAACAGUCUGCAGCAGUUCCGUCAGGACCAGGGGGAUGGAUCCAAGUCGGAGGAUGAACUGGACCAAGCCAGCACCCCUACAGACGUGCGGGAUAUUGACCUGUGAGGAUGUCAGUCGGGCCGAACGGGAGAGACAUGUUCAAAUCUUCUCUCUCCUUCUCUCUGAUUGUGUUUUGUUCUUUAUGUUUUAGGAUGAAACUUAAAAAAAAAAAAAAAAAUUCUGCCCCCGCCUAGAUCGUAUUGAAAGAUCUUUUAGAAGUGAGAGAAAACGGUCCUAUAAAAAUGGAAUAAUUAAAAGCAUUUGGUGCCUAUUUCAAGUACAACAGAAGGGAAUCCCUUGUAUAUGCGAACAGUUAUUGUUUGAUUAUGUUAAAAGUAAUAGUAAAACGCUUACAGGAAAACCUGCAGAGUAGCUAGAGAAAAUGUACGCCUGCAACAUGGGAACAAAUUAGAGGAGGCUUUUUUUUUCAUGUUAUGAACUAGCACAUAUACACCCCUUUUAGUAUAAUUUCAAAGAAGUGCGUAUGCCACUUAUGGCAUGAUUAGAUUGCAAAGCAAUGAACUCAAGAAGGAAUUAGAAAUAAGGAAGGACGUGAUGGGGUGGGAGUCCAAUCUCUCAACGUGACCGAACCAUUUUGGAUGUAGAAACACCUUUGCUCUCGGACACCUGUUUGUUGCUAAGUCAGGAGCAUUGCUGGGUCUCUCGUUAGAAACUCUUGCUGUCUACAGUAGCUGCUACCUAGAAAGGAUGUUUAAUUUUGCCAGUUGGACACAGGUGAUUGGAUCCUGGGCUUCGCGGUUUUGACAUCUUGCUUCUUCUUCCAAACAUGGUUCAUUGCAGACACCACUGUAUUCUUAUCUAAACGGGCAAUCUAGCUAUGGGCCAUAACCAAAACUCAGACGAAAUGGAGGCAGAUGGAGAUCAAGGGUGGGAUGUGGAGUGGAAUCUUUUCUCUUGAUGUAUUAAAGACAGUAAUGUGACCUUGGCAUCCCUUAUUAGGAAAAAACUAAUUUUUGGUGCUGAUUGGCAUGUCUGGUCCACAGAGUAGCAUUGUUAUAAACCAUUCCAUUCGAAAAGCACUUUGAAACAUUGUUCCCGAGGGAUAGAUGGGAUGGUUUAUGCAAAUCGUGCUGAAGAGACUCCUCCCCUUUUUCUCCUCUGCCCCUUUCCCUCCUGACCCCGGUCGGGUAACUGUUCACUUCUGGUAUCUGACGUUCUUUGGUACACAGUUCUGGUAUCCCUGCCGGGACUCGAGAGACACCCCUUUCCGCUGACAUUCCCAUCACAACAUUCCUCAGAAAAGCCUAAAAACAAAGAUCUGUUACCAAUUUGAUGGCACAGAAGGAUCUUAAUUCCCACCCAUAUACUUCUUCUCUGGACAUGGAAAGAAAAGUUAUUGCUGGGCAAAGACGGACAGCUGAGCAUCACAGUGCCGCUUUUGUUCCCUUUUCCGUUUUUUGUUAAUUUCAUUGCAAAGUUGUAUUCAGCGUACUUGAAUUUUUUCCUUUCCACUUCUUAGAUGCAUUCAGUUAGCAAAGAGGUUGGAGCAACAAUUUUUUUUUUUGCACAAUUAUUAAUUGACAGGUAAUGAAGCUAUUAAAAUAUUUGCCUUUUUUAAGUAAAAAAGAAAAAUCAGAACAGGGCUACCUUGAAGAAUUAUUUUAUACACAGAUUCUGCCUUGUUUCGUAGUAUGAGGGUUGAGGAUGGAGAAAAAUCUAAGGGUCUCUUAUUUUUCAUUUUAUUGUGUUCAGUUUUUAUUAUUAUUUUUUUUUUUUUUGCGCUGCUAAGAAGCUAAGAUCAUUCAUCCUUAUUCACGUUAACAGAACCUAGCUGUAAGGUUUCACAGAGUGUGCUGCUAUUUUAUAAACAUUUUUAUAAUAUAUUAUUUUACUGCUUAAAUUCCAAGUCCUGAAGUAGAUGGUUGAGAUAUGAGUUCUUCGUACUGGAAAAGCCCUUCCGUAGUUUGUUUUCUUCUGGUAGCAUAUUCAUGGGUUUUUUUUUUUUUUUUUUCCUCUCUGAUCACAUUCUUCAAAGACAGAGUAUUCUUUACCUCAGGUUUACUGGACAAAAUCAAUAGCGACAAAAGACAAUGAUUCACAGUUUUGUUUUCAUAAUACCUCACAACCGUACAGUUUCUGCUUGGGAGCCCAUUAGUGUGGAGAAAGGGGCGGGAGGGGGCUGCGUGCCCCUCUCAGGUGGAAGGAGGGGUGAGUGUCCCCAGGGUCUCACACCCAGGGACCUGGUCAGUCAUGAAGGUCAUCGGGCUUCCGUUUUGACUCCGGUAUCCUCAUCAUGAUGGAAAAAAUACAAUUGAACCAAGGGAUUUCCCCUCCCCCCCCCCCCCCCCCCCCCCCCCCCCCCCCCCAAGGCAGACCUUCAGCACAAACACUGACACAAUUUGCACUUAGGUCCCAGGUAUCAGGAGACAGACGAAAAAGAAUUCCAGCAGGCUAUUUGGAAAUCCUCACCUGGAGGCCCUUUCUAAAGCAGGCCUUUCAUCUGCUUAGGGUCCUUUCAUCUUGAAAGUUUCGCCAUUCUCUUUUCCCUUCCCUGACAUGGGCAUCCCCAGGUUAGGAUCAUCUCAGAGGUUUUCUAAGUCUGAAUCUGGGUACGUGAAUCUGUGGCAGGCAGUGUUGCGGAGGUUCCUUCUCCCACCAGUCUCGGACUGCCAACAGGCAAGCACUAUGCGAGGCCAGGUCCUCUGCUGAGGGUCACUCAGUGGUUUUCGGGUUUUAAAUCGCAUUGAUUUGGCAUGAUUGGAAAAAAUAGGCCAGAUGAGUAUUGGGUUGUUCGUGGAAGGGAGGUGGAAAGGCUGCUUCUCUACAGAGAUGCAAUUCUAGAUGAGUCAGUCUCUCUUGGAGUGUGUUUAGAAGGGUUCAGGAUUUGGUGAGUUAGCAUGACCCUAAAAUUCUAGGGAGUUUCUGGUGGGGCAGUGGGUGGUGAAUUCCGAAGUUUUGGAGAGGAAAGCUGAGCAGCCAGUGUUUUCUCAAGAGCCCACUUUGCACAGGACUCUCUUCUGGGCCCUGAGGAGUCCCACAGAAUGGAAAAAGGCAUGGUCUCCAGAGUUCUUGGGAGUCUUGGAGCCUAAAGAGAAAACAUGGUGCAGAUUCAUUUAACAGUGAGCCUCUAAGCUCAAACUGAAGCAGCAAAUGAGAGAACCUGACAAAUAAGGAAGGGAACAGGCCUACAGACUCUCCCUGCAUCUGUAACUUUCCACUUUUCCUGGAGCCCUGGGUACCACUGGGGCCUUCUAGCUGCUUCUCCUUCCCGGGGCUUAGAGUGAUAGAAGGUGUGGGGUUGAUGAUGGGGAAGGUGCUAGAUUGGCUUUUCUUGUUGCUCCCUCCUUAAACAAAAGAAGGAACCCUGGAUUUGUUAAAGUGGCUAAUACCCUCUUGAUCUUGGAUCUUGGUUUCCUUGUAGGAAUUUCUGUCCCAGGGGAGUUCAAUUCUCCCCAUGGAUUUUUUUUUUCUCUUUCUCAUCUCCAUCUAAAGGGGGUUCCAAACCUAUUCUGGUCUUUUUUUUUUUACCUUGUUGUCUUUCUGUUUCUUCUUUACUUCCUCCUCUCUGUGGUUUUUUCCUUCUUUUAUUUCUCCAUCAGUGGGGGCUAAGUUGUUUCCCUAGCCUGCCAAAUUUUGUUUGUUCCCCUAUUUUGGCCAAAUCCUAGGGGGGAAAAUCCUAGUAUGCCAAAAAUAUAUGCUAAGCAUAAUUCAGUCCGUGCGGGUUCCUAACAGUCAUGCAGCCUGCAGGUGGACGCAGGGGACAGAUCCCUCGGCAGAAUGUCUCCCCUGUGCUGAGAGGAGAGCUCCUCUGAGAAGGGGCUUCUCUUAGAGGACGCUUUAUUCUGGAACUGCCCCAGGACCCCACUGAAGAGCUCACCAUCUCUUACAGCCAGACCCCUGUGAUUGCUGUGCAAGAGGCUCUCUCCUGCCUCUUUUAGCCCCCAGGUCAGGGGCCCACGCGGCCCGGAGAGGCAGCCCCAACCGCGGCACACCGCGAUGCUCUGCUAGCAGAGCGGGCUGCUCUUCAGAGGCAGCCGUAGCUUUCCCGUGGCCCGGCGCCUGUGGGGCCCUUCCAGCCCACCCUGGGAGCUCUGGAACCCACAGGUUAAGCAUGUUAGGCAGGAUUGAGUGACUUUCUCAAAGAGGGCAGAGGAAUUUUCUCUCCUUGGGUCACAGGGGGCAGGGAUGGGAGAAGAAAUAGACUUGCACCUUAUAUCCUGUAAAUAAUGAUUUUCUAGUUCAAGAUAAUAUUGGUAGUGUGGGAAUGGGACGUAGGAAUGGGAGGAGGGCUGAGUAAGCCAGUUGGCUUCUAAGCCAAAAGGAGUCCUCUUUGUUUAUCUUUGAGACAGUCCAACCCUGAGCAUAGCUUUAAAAGGGAAAUUAGUGCUGAGACGGUGAAGUCCCCUAAGCCAGCGUACUCCGGAGCUGUGGUGGGUGCAGGCUUCUGUCGGUGCGGGCUCCGGGCAGCUGUCAAGAGCUGCUCAGGCUGUCGUCAGUUUGUACAAAAUAGGGCAGGAAGAUUCAAGAGGAUGUUUAUGACUUCCUCAUACCAUGUGGCUUUUCACGAUUCUGGAUUCUGAACAACCCAGAACGGUCAUUUCAGCCAGAACUGUUCUCCUACAUUUGUGUGUCUCUGCUUUUAGACUUGGCUGGGCAGUCAGACCCGAUUCUUGGCUCAGGUUUCAAGAAGCCAUCAGCAAAUGGACACAUGCAUGCUGGAGCUGCGGCAUUUACUCCUUUGCCUGCAGCCCACUUUGGGGAAAAAAGUGCCUUACUGACUGUAGCCAUUACAGUAUCCAAUGUAUUUUGACAGGUGCCUGUCCUUAAAAAAAUUUUUUUGUUUUUUAUUUUUAAUUGGUUUUAGUUCUCACUGGCCAACUCUUAAAUCCCCAGCAAAUCACUGGGCCAUUGGAUUUUUUCCAUUAUGUUCAUUACCCUUGUACCAUGUACCUCAGAUCUCUCUCUCUCAGUUACAGUUUCUCAUCUUGGACUUCUUUUAUUAUUAUUAUAAUUUUUUUUUUUUUUUGCUUUAAAACAAGUGUGAUGCCAUAUCGAGUCAAUGUUAUUCUCUCACAAUGUACUCUAUAAGAGGUGUGGGUGUUUAUUUGGUCGGGAUGCUAGCAAGUGCUAAAGUAGCAUGAUCAGUAUAAACAAAAGGUUUUUAGGAAGUAUGGAAAAAAUGUUUUAUUGGCUAUGAUGGUGACAUGGUAUAGUCAGCUACCUUUUAAGAGGUCCUAUCUGUUCAGUGUUAAGUGAUUUAAAAAAAAUAAUAACCUGUUAUUCUGACUAGCUUAAAGAUGGAUUUGAAAAUGGUUUUGGAUGCAAUUAGGUUAUGCUAUUUGGACAAUAAACUCACCUUGACCUAAA